Messenger RNA from Ctenopharyngodon idella (grass carp), 5485 nucleotides. RefSeq names its product TBC1 domain family, member 10Ab (gene tbc1d10ab). Bases 666 to 2105 code for a protein of 479 amino acids. The record is from RefSeq and is a predicted model, not a curated record. NCBI's taxonomy places the organism in Eukaryota, Metazoa, Chordata, Actinopteri, Cypriniformes, Xenocyprididae. The transcript is spliced from 9 exons.
UCAGCCACGCCUCCUUAAAGCUCGCGGCUGAGACUUUAGCUCAAGCCAUUCAGUUAGUCACAUACAAACGCUUAUAAACACAGAUUAUAUGAAAUAAGAUUAAAACGAUUGCGUCAGAAACAUACAAACGCCGACUUUACAGCACAGUGAGUCUGAGUUUUAUUCGUUUAUACGGAGAGUUGUCAAGGUGUGUUUUUUACGUCAGGUUAGCUUGUUAGCUUAUAACUAUUACAAUUGUGUUUUUUUAAAGAGUCUGACAGAAUACAAACAUUAACUUAUAUUCAGUCGAGUUCCAGUUUGUUUCAGCCAUAAUAAACUAGCGCUAUACAUUUCUUUAGACAGAGAGAUAUUAUUACUUUGCUAAGCUAAUUAUAAUAUGUCUUUAUGUAUGUGUCUUCUGUGAAACUCGUUUAUAACUAUAGCUCGUACGUAUUCAUAAUGGCCUGUCAGGGUCAGAUAAACCUUAGUUUUACUUUACUUUAAUGUCUUUACCAUCAGAUAUGCCGUAUCGUUAGUGUGACUGGAGGCUGUGAGGCUCAAAUCUCAGUGUUGAUAGUUUGAGGCGGUUGACAGGAGGAAAUCCAUUAUUUGUAUGUCAAAAGACAUUUUAUUCUUGCCUGGGCCAAAAGCAAGUUCAUUUGUCGCGUUUGGAGCGUAUAUUCAUCAUGGCUAAGCUUCAGUCGGGGAACGGAGUGCAGUGGAAGGACAACAAGAGUCAGCGGGGCACGGUGGAGAAUCUGGCCGAGCACGAGAGCUCUUCUCUGGGCUCAAACACUGAGCUCAACGGCUUCGCCAACACCGAGAUCCAGCCCGACAGAUAUGGAUUCAUAGGAGGAGCUCAACAGAGCGCAGGAGAAAAUGAUGAUAUUCCUCCAGACGUGCUCCGGCAGAGAGAAGCCAAAUGGCUGGAUAUGCUCAACAGUUGGGACAAGUGGAUGGCCAAAAAACACAAGAAGGUGAAGGUGCGUUGUCAGAAAGGCAUCCCUCCAUCACUCAGAGGUCGUGCGUGGCUUUAUCUUUCUGGAGGCAAAGUGAAGAAAGAACAGAAUCAGAGCAAAUUUCAGGAGUUGGACAGUCAACCUGGAGAUCCUAAAUGGCUGGACGUAAUAAAGAAAGACCUCCACAGACAGUUUCCAUUCCAUGAGAUGUUUGUAGCUCGAGGAGGACACGGGCAGCAGGAUCUGUUCCGGGUGUUGAAGGCGUACACAGUGCACAGACCGGAGGAGGGUUACUGUCAGGCUCAGGCCCCUAUAGCUGCAGUGCUGCUCAUGCACAUGCCUGCUGAGGAUGCUUUCUGGGGUCUGGUCCAGAUCUGUGAGAAGUAUCUGCCCGGAUACUACAGUGCAGGCCUGGAGGCCAUCCAGUUAGACGGCGAGAUCCUGUUCGCUCUGCUCAAGCGCGUGUCCCCGGUGGCCCACCGGCAUCUGAAGAAACACAAGAUUGACCCUAUCCUCUACAUGACAGAGUGGUUCAUGUGUGCCUUCUCUAGAACGCUGCCCUGGGCCUCUGUGCUGCGCGUGUGGGACAUGUUCUUCUGUGAGGGAGUGAAGAUCAUCUUCCGUGUAGGUCUGGUGCUGCUGAAGUGCAUGCUGGGAUCUCAAGAGAAACUGAAGGCGUGUCAGGGCCAGUAUGAGACCAUGGAGCUGCUCAGAUCUAUUGAGCCACGAUACAUGCAUGAGACUUUCCUAGUGCAAGAGGUCAUUGAAUUGCCCGUGUCUGAGCGAGACAUAGAGAAGGAGCACCUCUCUCAGCUCCGGCGCUGGAAGGAGACCCGCGGAGAGCUGCACUGUAAAUCCCCUCCCAGAAUGCACGGCGCCAAAGCCAUCAUGGCCGCUGAGCCGCCCAGUCGCCAAGACCUCAAACAAAACCCCACAAUCAUCGUCGAGACACCGCAGGCCACCGAGAGCCAGGUGGAGAAAGGGAAAAAAGACAAGAAGAGCAAAAUGGAAAAGAAAAAAGACACCUCGCCUCCCUUUAAUCCGUACCCAUUACCAAGUGACCCAACAUUACCGAGCGACAACCUGUCGCAGCACCUGCAGAAAGACGUUCCCCUGCAGAGCUCCAGUCAGAGUCUUAGUAGCGCGGAGCACGACACCUACCUGUAAACCACUGGAAGAGGGACGCCAGUGCAGAUGGCUAAAUGUUCACUGUGCUAAAACAUCUGGCAUCAGUCCGCUCCUCCCUCCCCACUCUCAGGAUUUUGCAUCAAAGGGAAGUUCAUGUAACACAACUGGACCAAAAAGUACUUGUGGGAGUCACAAUCACAUAGGAGAACCUUAUUACAGAGGAUGAAACUUUACUUCAUGAGCUUUAAAGUGUGUUUACGUGAUUUAUAUGUGUAUGUGCAUGUUUGGAAAUGAAGGACAAAUAGUCAAAAGCAACUCUCGGAUCUCUAAAUGAAGCGUUUAUGAGCUGCGCUGGAUGCAGAUGUUCUCAUGCUGUUUAAACUAGUUAUGGUUUCUGCUAGUAAGUACAGAGAACACACUGUAGUGGGAUGCAAGUACAUUUCCUCCAUCUUCCUCAGGAGAUUACAUUUGUCUGUUUUUGUACUUAAAAGGAACACUCAAAAAAUAUUUAGGCCUAAAUUAAAGAUUUAUGUAUUUGAAUUGCAUAUCAAAUGACAGUUUUAACAUAAAUUAACUAAUAAACUUAAUAUGAUGCAGAUUGGUCAAUCAUGCAUAAAUGAAACAGGAUUUCUGUAAUAGUACUAAUAAACAAUGUUUUUUUAAUAUAUCUAUCAGUCAAUCCAAUUAGAUUCAAUCUCAUUCAUUUUAAUUGACUGAAUAUUGCUUGUUCCAUGGCUAGCCAUAUUUUAACCAUGUUCAUACUUUUUAACUGAAUAAAUGUAAUUAUUUUCACAGUGAACAGAUUUAUGCUUAUUCUAAGGAUGAAUGCAAUUUGAAAAUAUUUAAAUAAAAUCAAAUUGAUGAAAAUAGUUAAUUGUAAACUAUGCCAUGAUUUUAUGAAAUAUUACCUGUUUCUUACCCGCUCAAUUUAUGUAUGACUGACAAAUAUUCAUCACAUUAAGUUUAUUAGGGUUUUUUUUAACUGUGUAAUCCAAAUGGAUGGAAAUUUUAUAUGCAAUUCAAAUAUAUAAAUAUUAAAUUUAGGCCUUUUUUUUUUUUUUGAGUGAAUAGUUAAAAAAAAAAAAAAAAAAGUCUUAUUCCAAAAUCUGUUUUUUUCUUUUCCCUUUUUUUUUUUUUUUUUUUUUCCCAGUGGAACCAAUAGCAGCAGUUUUGAAGAAUCUUUACAUUGCACUUUUCCACAGAGACCCAAAAAAGCACCCAAAAAUGCCAUACAAUUUGUUAAUAUGACAUCAUAUGCUCAAAUAGACUGUUUUUAUGGUGUUUCCUUAGCUUUUAGGUCAGAAGAGCUGUGCAAAUAUUCUUCAGAGAAUGAGAGAGUAAAUAAUAACAAUGAAAUCUUUUAAGUUCUUGUCAUUAGCAUCAAUAUAAGUGGAAGAUUUUGCAUCUUCCUGGCAGUAAAUAUUUUUCCGAUUUGAAUUCAGUUGUAAUUCAUGGUCUUGACCACUAAGGGACUCUAUUGAGCUAUUUUUUUUCAAUCCCAAAUUCAGUUGCAGUUCACCUUCUUGAGCACUAGAGCAGAAUUGGGAGAGGUCAGUGUUACAUCACAUGACCAAUGUUCUCUGACAUCACUGAAAACAUUAACUAUAUGAACUAUUUAACUUAGUGCCAAAAUUAACAUAUGUAUAUAAAACAUAAUUUUUCUGAAUAGAUUUUAAUUCCAUGCAAAAGUCUAUCUGAAUCAAUCUAUUGAAUGAACUUUUGGGAGAAAUAAAGGAGGUCUCUGCUGAGAGCAGGUUUGCACACACUGUCAUGACAGAUACUGUGUACAUUCCGUGCGUAUGUUCCAAUUAUCAUCAUCUUGUAUUUCUGUUGUGGUCCAGUGUUAUCUUAUGUGUAAGUUAGCUGUGUAUGUACAUAACUUUGACUGUCAAAUUCUUGACCAAGAGAUUGUUUUUGCACAUUGCCAUCUUGAUUUACUAAAAAUGAAGGGAUGCUGUAGGGCACAAUCCUCUGACUUUUUGUAGGGUGAAGAAAAAUUAUAUUUUUUAAAUAUCUAUGGAUUUAUUUUCUCUGAUGUAAAUAGAAUAUCCAAGACAAUUCUAACACUAUGAGACUUUUUAUUUCUCUUCUUGCUAUGGCUUCUUGUAAUAUAUGUAUAUUCAUGAGCAUUUAUGGCAAGAUUUCCUUUGUAUGCGCUCAUUGGUCGAGGUGUAGAAAUUAUUGCUGCAAGUCUUUUUCUUUGGGAGGAAAUGAUAAUUUUGUGAGUUAUCAGUGCUGUCUAGUUCAUAUCAGAUGUCAUUUCAUUUGACUGACAUCAUUUACCCUAUAUUUCACUAUGAGGAACCACAAACAGAUACUUCGUAUGCAUGCUUGAUCUCUAUUGAUUGCUGAAUUUUAUGCGCUGAUGAUCCAUGUCAUAUUUAUUAAGCUUUUUUUUUUUUUUUUAUAAAUUAAGUUCAAUCUUCUUGUGGGAAAUCACAUUCAUUGAGGUUGAGAAGGUAUUCUCAUAUAGAUUUAGUCACAAAAACAAUGCUGUAAUAAAGCCAUGUUACAUUUUUAAUGUGAGAAGCAAGCAUAUUCUUAAUUUGGUAACACUUUAUUUUACAGUGUCCUUGUUACAUGUAGUUACUGUAGUAAUAACUAUAAAUUAUGCAUAAUUACAUGCAACUAACCCUGAACCAAACCCUUACCCUAUAGUAAGUACAUGUAGUUAAUUAUUAAUUACUCAGUAAUUAAGUGCAUAUUUACACUGUAACAGACACUUUAAAAUAAAGUGUAACUCUUAAUUUAGUAACUGUACAAUAAGGUUCCAUUAGUUAACAUUAAAUGGUGCAUUAACUAACAAUGGGCAAUACAUUUGUUCAAGAUUUAUUAAUCUUUGUUACCAUUAAAAUUAAGAUUAAUGGGUAACGCUUUAUUUUAGUGUCCUUGUUAUGCAUGUUACAUGUAGUGAUAGCUAUAAAUUAUACAUAAUUACAUGCAACUAACCCUAAACAAAACCCUAAUCCUAACCAUAAUUAUAUAGUGUGUUAAUUGAUAUUACUUAAUGUAUAAUUACAGUGUAAGACGGACACCUUAAAAUAAAGUGUAACAUAGUAAUGCUUUAGAGGUAUUUUUUCAUUGUUAUUUCAUGUUAACCAAUGUAGUUAACAAUUGAAACCUUAUUGUAAAGUGUUUUCCAUAUUUACUGGUUUUAAUGAUGCGAUGGCUCAAAGAUUUACAUUUAAGAGCCCUUGAAAAGAACCAGCUAGUUGCAUUGCAGCACUGUUUGGGAGAAUCCACAUUUUACAUUCAUUAAUACAGGCUCUGUCAAAACAUGUCACUUUGAUAAGAAAUUUAGUUCUUUUAGAUUUUAUUUCCCUGCAAUCUUUCUUAUUCACACUCAAAUUGUUACGUCCUAUUGUAUGCAAAUUAAAUUUUGAGCAGUUUUUCAUGAUGAAAUAAAUUUGAUACUCUCA